GGCCGCGCAGGGCCCCGCGCUGCCCGCGCAGGCGGCGGCGACGCAGGCGCAGGAUUUUGAUCCCGUGCAGCGCUUCAGGCUCCUGCUUCCGCAGCUGAAAGAGAGCCUGCAGACCCUGAUGAAAGUGGCGGCUCAGAACCUGGUGCAGAACUCCAACAUCGACAACGGGCAGAAGAGCGCAGACGGGGCCCUACAGCGCUUUGACAAGAGCCUGGAGGAGUUCUACGCCCUGUGCGACCAGCUGGAGCUGUGCCUGCGCCUGGCCCACGAGUGCCUGUCGCAGAGCUUCGACAGCGCCAAGCACGCCCCGGCGCUGGUGCCGGCAGCGCCCAAGGGCGAGGGGGGCGCGGGCCCCGAGAGCCUGCCCUACACGCAGUACCUGCCGCUGAUCAAGGCGCAGAUCGCGGGCGCCAAGGACAUCCACAACGCCCUGCUUGAGGGCACCAACAAGAUCACGGGCAAGCUGCCCCCGCCGGGGGGGCCCUGACGGGGUUUGGGGGGGUCCUGAUGGGGUUUGGGGAGGUCGUGACAGGGUUUAGGGGGACCCUGAUGGGGUCUGGAGGGGUCCUGACAGGAUUUGGGGGGACCGUGAGGGGGUCUGGGGAGCCUGACGGGGUCUGGGGGACCCUGAUGGGGUUUGGUGGGGGUCCUGGUGGGGUUCGGGGAGGUCGUGACAGGGUUUAGGGAUCCGAGACCCCCAGGACACCCCCCCAGAGCACUCCUGGGGGUAGGGGUUGGUUCAGGGGGGUGGGACAGGGAAAUUGGGGCGGGUUUGGGGCCCAGCCCCGCUGUCCUGGUUUUGGGUCUGUUUGGGGGGUUCUGGGAGGCUUGGGGACCCCAAAUCCCAGGGGCGGAGGGAGGUGCGGGGUGUUCCUGGGGGCUGAGCGCGGUCCCAGCGGAGCAUUUUGGUGACGACGCCUCCCUUGGGGAGGGGGAUCAUUGUGUUGGGUGCUGGAUCAGCGGGUUUUUGGGGCGAAACGUGUCAUUUUUGUUAAAUAAAUCUGUGUUUUGUGA
Messenger RNA from Hirundo rustica (Barn swallow), 1014 nucleotides. It is a transcript of the gene MED29, whose product is annotated as mediator complex subunit 29. Gene Ontology annotation, cellular component: mediator complex. Gene Ontology annotation, molecular function: transcription factor binding; transcription coregulator activity. The record is from RefSeq and is a predicted model, not a curated record. The transcript is spliced from 4 exons. Gene Ontology annotation, biological process: regulation of transcription by RNA polymerase II. Lineage: Eukaryota; Metazoa; Chordata; Aves; Passeriformes; Hirundinidae. Bases 119 to 487 code for a protein of 122 amino acids.